AUGUAUGGUAACAUGAUUUGUUUUAGACAUUUAUACCUGUGUCUUGGUUUUGUCCUAGAUGACUUUUUUUUCAGGGAUGAGGGUGUCCACUGGGGAAUACAAAAUGGGCUUUAUCUUUCAAGAAGUACCAUUGUGUAUUUCAAGCACAAUGACAUGGAAUCCUUACAAAGUACUCUAAAGAAAGUCACUUUAGACAACAAGCGAGCUAAGAAGCUAAGGCGCUAUAUUGUGGUUGAGGCCAUUUAUCAGGUCAUGGUCAUGGGUUGA
Molecule: messenger RNA, 267 nt
Organism: Thlaspi arvense
Lineage: Eukaryota; Viridiplantae; Streptophyta; Magnoliopsida; Brassicales; Brassicaceae
Source: the annotation of a GenBank genome assembly